ACAAGGACCAGGAUUUGAGACCUAACCGAGAUAAAAUCGCUGGCUCGCUUACGACAUGAAUCGACAAAACGGUAAUCAUUUGCAUGGCAUGAAUGAGGGUCAACUGGAGCUAGCGCCAUUGGAACUGAUGGACGUGGAUAUGGAUGGUAAUUUUCAGGGUGAUGAAUUAGAUAGUAAUAAUCCCACACAGAAGUCAUCCGCCAAAUCCCUAUCACCCAUUGUCAGUGAUCAUGCUCUCAACGUGCUUAAUGAACUACGGGAAGCGAAUCUCCUGUGCGAUGCACAGAUCUCGGUCGGGGAGCAGUCCUUCAAUGUGCACCGUGCCAUCAUGUGCUCCUGCAGCUCGUAUUUUCGCGCACAGUUUACGGGAUUCAACAGCCGUGCAGGAGCGGGAAGUGAGGAGAGUCGAAUUGUCCACAUACCUGGAAUCGGUGCGCCCAUCAUGAACUCGGUAAUACAGUAUGCCUACCUGCGGAAGACCAACAUCGGUGACGAUAACGUGCAUGAAUUGCUCAUCUGCGCGGACUAUGUGGGAAUGGUGGGGUUGGUAAAACAGUGCAAGGAUUACCUUAGUCGCACCCUCACUCCGGAGAACUGCGUCAGCAUCAUGGGUUUUGCGCGCUUUCGGUUUCUCGAGGACUUGUAUGUCAAGGCACGCAACUACACGCUUAGGUACUUCACGGAUGUGGCUGCCCGGAAUACGGACAUACUGGACCUGAAUGUCAAGGACUUCUUCAGUAUUAUUAGCGAUGAUGAGUUAAAUACUCGUGAGGAGGACUACGUAUGGAAAUUGUGCGUCAAGUGGAUUGACCGAGACCCUGAGAAUCGCAAACAGCAUGUGGCGCAUCUGAUGACGGGCGUGCGCCUUGGUCUGAUGACCCCCAAGUGCUUCAUGGAGGAGGUCAAGGAGCAUCCCUAUGUCAUUCAAUGCGAGGCAGCGAAACCUUUGAUAGUCGAUACCUUUAAAUUCAUCAGCAACUUAUACGUGCCCUUUGAUUUGCCCUUUCAACCCAAGCUCACCACACCGCCGCUGGCGAUGCCCCGACUGCCGCACGAGGUCAUCUUUGCCAUUGGUGGCUGGAGUGGUGGCACCUCCAAGGGCUGCAUCGAGACCUACGAUACGCGGGCCGAUCGAUGGGUGAACAUCAAUGCCGAGGAUCCAGCCGGACCAAGGGCAUAUCACGGUACCGCCGUGAUUGGCUUCAAAAUCUUCUCGAUCGGUGGCUACGAUGGCGUCGAGUACUUUAACACCUGUCGCGUCUUCGAUGCCGUCAAAAAGAAGUGGAACGAGAUUGCUCCGAUGCACUGUCGCCGUUGUUAUGUCAGUGUUGCGGAAUUGAAUGGCAUGAUCUAUGCCAUUGGUGGCUACGAUGGACACAAUCGGCUCAACACCGUGGAGCGUUACAAUCCAAAGACAAAUCAAUGGUCGAUUAUUCCCCCAAUGAAUAUGCAGAGAUCGGAUGCUAGCGCUUGUACCCUCCAUGGACGCAUCUAUGCAACGGGUGGAUUCAAUGGCCAGGAAUGUUUGGACAGCGCCGAAUUCUACGAUCCCUUAACCAAUCUCUGGACACGUAUACCAAAUAUGAAUCAUCGUCGCUCUGGCGUCAGCUGUGUGGCAUUUCGAGAUCAGCUCUAUGUCAUUGGUGGAUUUAAUGGUACGUCCAGAUUAUCGACGGGCGAACGCUUUGAUCCGGAGACCCAAUCCUGGCACUUUAUACGCCAAAUGAAUCAUUCGCGCAGCAACUUUGGUCUCGAAAUCAUUGAUGACAUGAUCUUUGCCAUUGGAGGCUUCAAUGGCGUCUCCACCAUCUCGCACACGGAAUGCUACGUGGCCGAAACGGAUGAAUGGAUGGAGGCAACGGACAUGAAUAUUGUACGCUCCGCAUUGUCGGCCAAUAAUGUGGCUGGAUUGCCCAACAAACGUGAUUACAUACAUAAGGAACGGGAUCGUCUGAUGGAGGAGCGACGACAGCGAUUGAUGGCCACGGCAAUGGCACGGGAGGAUGUGGGCAGCACGAAUCGAUCACAGUCGCUGAUUGACAACAAUGAUACGGCUCUGGAUGAUCUGGAUGACGAGAGUCCCAAUGAGGAUGUGGAUGGUGAGGAGCUGUUACCGCAGUUACCGCAGCAGGUGGCACUACCACUCCCAGCACCUGGCAUACCUCCUGCGGCAGCUGUUGAUGCAGCAGCUGCAUUGCCGGCCGUCCAUGUCAAUCGUGCGAUUGAGGAUCGGGCUCCCGACAAUAAUAAUAAUAAUCGGCGCUUUCGGGUGCAGCUGCGUAAUCAGCGUUAUGGUUCGCAUCAUGAAAUACGUCGUCGCUCCUAAACGACGCAACCGACAUAUUCCCUCAGACAAUUCACGGAACUAACUGGACAACCCUACCGAUCCCGAUCCGAUCCCGUCCCCGAUCCAAUCAGCGUCAUUCACAUUAAUAGAGGAAGCGUAAGCGUGGGCAAAGGUAUUCUGGUGCAGAAAUCAAAUUAGCAUGGCCCACGUCCAUAGAAACCGUUUUAUUUUUCUAGUUUUCUUUUUCGAUAACGCACACAAAUUCUUGGCAAAUGUUAAAUUUUCACUGCAUAGCUUCAUGCGCAACAAGGCUGCCACAUCAAUUAUCAUUUUGGAAAAUUUUCAAAACCUAAAUUCCGUUAUCCAAAUUUCCAUAGUAUAACUAAAUUCUUUGCAUUAUACACAAUAAAAAAUACUGAAUAUUCAUGAUAUUUACUGAA
Messenger RNA from Drosophila innubila, 2727 nucleotides. RefSeq names its product kelch-like protein 10 (gene klhl10). Lineage: Eukaryota; Metazoa; Arthropoda; Insecta; Diptera; Drosophilidae. The coding region runs from base 56 to 2326 and encodes 756 amino acids. The record is from RefSeq and is a predicted model, not a curated record. The transcript has 5 exons. Gene Ontology annotation, molecular function: protein binding.